Drosophila hydei is the source of this 1471-nucleotide messenger RNA. RefSeq names its product cell wall protein IFF6. The transcript has 2 exons. Gene Ontology annotation, biological process: chromatin organization. Gene Ontology annotation, cellular component: nucleus. Bases 107 to 1441 code for a protein of 444 amino acids. The record is from RefSeq and is a predicted model, not a curated record. Lineage: Eukaryota; Metazoa; Arthropoda; Insecta; Diptera; Drosophilidae.
UGAGCAUAACAUUGGUAUUUGCAGAAUAGUAAACGAAUAACAAAUUUUAAAUAAACAAAUCAAUUAUAAAGACUAAAGACCUUAUAUGUGUUGCUAAGUUAAAACAAUGGCCACAGCAGCUGAUUGCGAGACGCUGACAAACAAAUGCCAGAAGGACACCAGUCAGACAGAUGCUAGCGCUGAACUGUCACAAAGUGUGAAUUUUGCAGUCUCGGAAAUCGCAGCAAAAGUAACGGAGCAAAUUGUAAAAAUGGAAAUCGAUACAGAUUUAACCACAACAGAGACCCUAGAUGAUUUGGAUGACCUGGACGUGCAAGCAGGCCACGGCAAAGGAAGCAAUGAAAAAACAAAAGAGCAGCAGAUGCAGCCAGGCAAGCCGCAGCACUUGGGCAAAGCGCAGCAGCCAGGCAAGGAGGAGCAUAAGACUUUCCAGGCGGAGCAGCCAUCCCAGGGGCCCGAGGUUCAGCCAAUCAAGGCGGAGACAAAGUUGGAAGGGCAAGCAGCAGCAACAACAACAACAACAACAACAGCAGCAGCAACAGCAACAACAACAGUUACUGUAAUUGAGAUGGAAACCGAAGUCGACUUAAAUCUCAGUUCAUCCAAAAUGGCGUCGCCCUGCAACGCCACCACGCGACCUGCAAAAAUCACAAGGAGCACCCUGAAUGGCGCUCGUUCGCCCACAAUAAUCAAGAGGUUACGCAAAAGCACGCGUAGCACACGCUUCAAAGCGAAGCUCCAAGGACGCAACAACCCAAAUGGCGGAGCAGCCGGUGCUACUGGCAAUCACAAUGGCCAGCUGAAUGGAAGUGGAGCUGGAGCUGGUGCAGGAUCGGGAUAUGCGCCAAAUGCAGCUGGAGCAGGCAAAUCGCACGGCAAGGCGGGCUUAGGCGGCGCUUCUGGCGGCUCCGCAGGCGGUGCAGGUGGCGGGGGCGCCAGGAACCGGCGCUCCCUGUUCAAGCGACCCGCACAGAAGACGCCGCGAGUCCAAGCCUCGAUGCAGUACGUCAAGAGCGUUUUCUACAAGGGCAGCUACAUGCAGAUCGGCGACAUUGUGAGCAUUAUGGAUAGCCAGCGCAAAAUCUACUACGCCCAGAUCCGAGGCUUGCUCGUGGAUGCGUAUUGUGAGAAGUCGGCGUUUCUAACAUGGCUAAUACCCACCCAGGAUAGUCCAGAUCCUCAGGAGGGCUUCGACCCAGCCACCUAUCUAAUAGGCCCCGAUGAGGAGCUGUCGCGCAAGCUUUGCUAUCUGGAAUUUGUGAUGCAUGCGCCCAGCAACUACUACUAUGAUUGCACCACGCCCUUUCCACUGCCCGAUGUGGAUGAGUAUCAGAGAUCUGGCGGCUACAUUUGGACGCGCUUACCCACUGUGAAGCGUGAGCGGGAGAAGGAAAGGAUUAAGGACCGAGAUAGAGACAUGGAGCGCAAGUCAGGUGCCUAGCAGUGGCCACGCCUGCGCCGGCAGCUACAG